Drosophila serrata is the source of this 4110-nucleotide messenger RNA. It is a transcript of the gene pygo, whose product is annotated as pygopus family PHD finger. NCBI's taxonomy places the organism in Eukaryota, Metazoa, Arthropoda, Insecta, Diptera, Drosophilidae. The record is from RefSeq and is a predicted model, not a curated record.
UUUAGCUUGCGUCGGCACACGGUCACACUGGCUGACUUGCGAGAAAAUUAUUUAUAUUUCUCUUCCUCGCAUGCAAAAAUUGAACAAAACAAACACGGAUUAAAGUGCUAUUGGUAAAAUACGGUAGAAAACGAAAACGGAACGGCGAGUGCGCGCAGACGGCAAAACGCGCGAAGGCCGCCUCCCCCGCAAACCCCGCUCUUGAUAAAAGUUGAUGCUGCAGCACCAGUGCAGCAGCGGCCAUCAACAAAAAAGAAAACCGAAAACGCGAGCGAAACGAAACACAUUUUCGCACCCCAGCGUCCGGGUCCGUGCAGCGCGCAGCAUAUAAAGAUUUAAACACAACAAUUAUCAAUUGCAGCGUGCAAUUAAAGGCAAAAACGCAGUGAAUUGCUGCCGCGGCGGUGCGAAGAGGACAUAAAAUUGCUGGCAAGAAGAAGAGGUCGCGAGUGUGUGCGAGUGCGAAAGAGCGUUAGCAAGCGGAGCCCAAUCUCCGAGGAUAAAUCGGCCGAUCGGAGUGCGAAAUAGUUAUAAACAAAAUCCCUGGUUCCCCCCUCCCGCCCGCUUCCCCACUGUUUGUUGCAAGCCAGCGGCGGCAGGUGCUUGGCGCUUUUAAAGCGAGACAACACGACGCUGCAGCAGAACCAGCAGCGCUGAGUUGCCUGCGUAGAGUUGCCAACCCAAAAAAAGAACCGGGGUUGCCGUUCAUUGCGCCGAAAGUGUUUACUACCUGCGGCGGCGGCGGCCGCUCAAGAAACUCGAAUUUUUGUCCCGAUCCUGGCCAAGAGAUGAUUUGGCUUUUAACCCCCUGGCGGACGCAGGCCGCGCCAAGUGGAUAACCGGCAAAUAGUCCCAGAUACCGACAAGUUACGCUCGGAUUUGCUUCCUGAGGAGAAGCCCGACGAGGAGGAGCCGCAUUAAGUGACGUCUGCUACAGCUCUCUCCAAACCCACUCCACCCCCCAUUCACCAGCGUCGAGAUCUCCAGCGCGGGAUUGGCGACGCCGCUCAGAACCGAAUUUCUUGCCACCCCGUAGUUGAAGAAAAGCUGCCACCAUUCGGAAGAAAAAUACCUCGAAUAUGACCCAUAAUCUCGGUAUGGCGCCAUAUCGUUUGCCGGGUCCAGCGGGAGGACUAUGUCCGCCCGACUUCAAGCCGCCGCCACCGUCGGACAUCAUCUCGGCGCCGAGCAAUCCGAAGAAGCGGCGGAAAACAUCCAGUGCCGCCAAUUCGGCAGCAGCGGCAGCGGCUGCGGCGGCCGCUGCAGCAGCUGCUGCCAACUCCAUGCAGCAGCAGCAGGCGCCGCCGACGCCGCAGGACCUGCUUCCGCCGCCACCAAUGGGCGGCUUUGGCGACACCAUUAUUGCCUCGAAUCCGUUCGACGACAGCCCCCAGGUCUCGGCGAUGUCCAGCUCAGCGGCCGCCGCGAUGGCGGCGAUGAACCAGAUGGGCGGCGGUCCGGGUGGCGGGCCGGGAGGCCACUUUGGUGGCCAUCAGCACUGGGAGGAUCGCAUGGGAAUGGGCGGCGGACCGCCUCCACCACAGCACAUGCACCCGCAUAUGCAUCCGCAUCAUCCUGGCGGACCAAUGGGUCAUCCGCAUGGACCGCAUCCUCACAUGGGCGGCCCGCCGCCGAUGAGAGGCAUGAGUCCCAUGCAUCCGCAUCAAAUGGGACCCGGACCUGGUGUGGGCCUGCCGCCGCACAUGAACCACGGAAGACCAGGCGGUCCAGGAGGACCCGGUGGCCCUGUGUCAAUGGGCAGUCCCAUGGGCGGCAUGGCUGGCAUGGGUGGCAUGAGCCCCAUGGGCGGAAUGGGUGGCCCCAGCAUAUCACCCCAUCACAUGGGUAUGGGCGGCCUGUCGCCUAUGGGCGGUGGCCCCAACGGCCCAAAUCCGCGGACCAUGCAGGGCUCCCCAAUGGGUGGUGGCCCAGGACAAAAUUCGCCGAUGAACUCACUUCCUAUGGGCUCGCCCAUGGGUAAUCCGAUUGGCAGCCCGCUGGGACCACCAUCGGGCCCGGGACCCGGAGGUCCUGGUCCUGGUGGAAAUCCAGGUGUUCAGCAGCAACAACAACAACCUCCGCAGCCACCGAUGAACAAUGGACAGAUGGGUCCGCCCCCAUUACACAGUCCGCUGGGCAAUGGACCCACAGGGCAUGGCGGACACAUGCCCGGCGGACCUGGACCGGGUCCUGGACCUGGGCCCGGCGGCCUUGUGGGACCUGGUGGCAUCUCUCCCGCGCACAGCAACAACCCGGGCGGUCCAGGGAACAACAUGCUCGGCGGCAACGGAAAUCCUGGAGGUGGCGUCGGUGGCAACAACAACAACAACGGAAGCAAUACAAACAACGGCAGCAUUAACAAUCAAAAUCCUCACCUCUCGCCGGCAGCCGGUCGGCUGGGCGGCGUUCCCACGUCGCUGCAGUCGAACGGACCCUCUGCCACCUCGGUGGCCACCUCUGUGCCCUCGCCAGCCCCGGGAGCCACGCCCUCGCUCACGCCCACAUCGACGGCGACAUCGUCGAUGUCGUCCACGUCAGUGCCUACAUCCUCGCCAGCGCCGCCCGCCAUGUCACCGCACCACUCGCUAAAUAGCGCCGGACCGAGUCCGGGAAUGCCCAAUGCCGGACCCAGUCCGUUGCAGUCGCCCGCCGGUCCCAAUGGUCCCGGUUCCGGUCCCAACAACAACAAUAGCAAUAACAACAACAAUGGGCCCAUGAUGGGUCAGCAGAUGAACCCGAACGCAGUUCCUAUGCAGCAGCAGCACAUGGGCGGACCACCAGGCCAUGGACCCGGUCCUGGUCACGGUCACGGUGUCCCCGGCCCCGGCAUGGGCAUGAAUCAGAUGCUGCCGCCGCAGCAGCCUUCCCAUCUCGGUCCCCCGCACCCGCAGCUGAUGAACCACCCGCACCAACACCCGCAUCCGCAUCCCCACCACCAUCCCGGCGGCCCGCCACCGCCGCACAUGAUGGGAGGCCCUGGUGGGAUGCACGGCGGUCCCGGAGGCAUGCCGCCUCACAUGAGCGGCGGCCCAAAUCCGCAUAUGAUGGGAGGACCGCACGGAAAUGCCGGCCCGCAUAUGGGACACGGUCACAUGGGCGGCGUGCCGGGACCAGGACCCGGGCCCGGUGGCAUGAACGGACCCCCACACCCUCACAUGCAGCCCCACCACGGACAUCCGCACCAGCAUCCACAUCACCACAAUCCGAUGGGUGGCCCUGGGCCGAAUAUGUUUGGCGGCGGCGGAGGACCCAUGGGACCUGGCGGUCCAAUGGGCAACAUGGGACCGAUGGGCGGCGGCGGACCGAUGGGCGUCGGUGGUCCAAUGGGCGUAGGCCCCAAACCGAUGACAAUGGGCGGCGGAAAGAUGUAUCCGCCUGGCCAGCCGAUGGUUUUCAAUCCGCAGAAUCCAAACGCGCCUCCCAUCUAUCCGUGUGGCAUGUGCCACAAGGAGGUGAACGACAACGACGAAGCCGUGUUCUGUGAAUCCGGUUGUAACUUCUUCUUUCAUAGAACCUGCGUGGGCCUCACCGAGGCCGCCUUCCAAAUGCUCAACAAGGAGGUGUUUGCCGAGUGGUGCUGCGACAAGUGUGUGUCUUCCAAGCAUAUACCCAUGGUCAAGUUCAAGUGUUGAAGCGGCUGGAAAGCGGCGUAACUCAUGCUAUAUCAAUAAGCCCCAAGCACACCAGCUAGCACUCACUCACUGUAUAAAAAUUAUCCAAGCAUUAACUCGUAUCUUAAUUGGUAAGACUCUUCAGCUGCUCAAUAGUCAUGAUCCCCUCCUGCCCCUAAAAGAUCAAGAUCAAGAUCUGAUCCCUGUAACCUGUAAGUGCCGGAGCAGUGUUGUGACUUUCAGCUCCGGGCUCCAAGGCUCACUCGCGACAUCCUCCUGAAACUGAAACAGAAAUGGAAACAGAAACAAACAAAAAUAAGAAAAAGUAAACUUUAACGAAAAAAGUAUAAACGAAAUAUGUUAAUUGUAAUAUAAUUGUAAUAUGUGUGUAUGUGUCUGCAUGUUUGGUAUCACAGAAAACCGAGUAAUGACAGAAGGCUAAGCAACAAUAUCUAGUUUGUAUAAUAAAGAGAAAUUCAAUGAAAUUACGGAGAGCGAA